Molecule: messenger RNA, 5835 nt
Organism: Penaeus chinensis
Lineage: Eukaryota; Metazoa; Arthropoda; Malacostraca; Decapoda; Penaeidae
Product: calcium-transporting ATPase sarcoplasmic/endoplasmic reticulum type-like
Exons: 10
Coding region: 202-3264 (1020 amino acids)
Biological process (GO): intracellular calcium ion homeostasis; calcium ion transmembrane transport
Cellular component (GO): membrane
Molecular function (GO): P-type calcium transporter activity; ATP binding; ATP hydrolysis activity
Source: RefSeq, a predicted model, not a curated record
UGACGUCACCAUACCGGUAAGCCGAAGCCAAAGCCGAUCGAGCCUUUCUCACGUGGGAUUCGGACGCGCUCACGCGUUGUUGUUCGGCCGGGGCGGAAAAUGAGCGAGACCUGAGGCCGCCGGAAAACCCGCCUGAUUUCGUCCACGAGAAAAGCAGCGUGUCAAAUUUGGUAAGAUCACUGUCAAACACGAAUCCUCAGAAUGGAGGACGCACAUACCUAUUCGUAUGAGGAUGUCCUCACGCAGUUUGCUGUGGAGGCAGAUGUUGGCCUUGCAGAAGGCCAGGUCAAGAACAGCCAAGCGAAAUAUGGUCCAAACGAGCUGCCAGCAGAAGAGGGGAAAUCCCUCUUUCAGCUUGUGAUAGAACAGUUUGAUGAUUUAUUAGUUAAAAUCCUAUUACUGGCAGCCAUUAUCUCUUUUGUUUUAGCUUGGUUUGAAGAAGGCGAGAAAACCAUAACCGCAUUUGUUGAGCCUUUUGUUAUUCUUCUAAUUUUGAUUGCAAAUGCAAUUGUUGGAGUUUGGCAGGAGCGUAAUGCGGAAUCGGCUAUUGAGGCCCUGAAGGAAUACGAACCCGAGAUGGGCAAGGUGAUCCGAGCAAACAAGCCUGGGGUACAGAAGAUUCGCGCCAGGGAGAUUGUUCCAGGCGAUAUCAUUGAAGUCUCAGUGGGGGAUAAGAUUCCUGCCGACAUACGUUUAAUUAAGAUCUAUUCGACGACCCUUCGUAUCGACCAGUCCAUCCUUACCGGUGAAUCGGUCUCAGUCCUCAAGCACACGGAUAUUAUUCCUGAUCCCAAGGCUGUCAAUCAGGACAAGAAAAAUAUUCUCUUCUCUGGCACUAAUGUUGCUGCUGGAAGAGCGCUUGGCAUCGUCAUUGGCACUGGCUUGGGAACUGCCAUUGGAAAGAUUCGCACUCAGAUGGCUGAGACAGAAGAGAUUAGGACACCUCUUCAGCAGAAACUGGAUGAGUUCGGUGAACAACUUUCCAAGGUCAUUUCUGUCAUUUGUGUUGCUGUUUGGGCCAUCAACAUUGGGCACUUCAAUGAUCCAGUUCAUGGUGGUUCUUGGUUCAAGGGAGCCAUUUACUACUUCAAGAUUGCCGUUGCCCUGGCCGUAGCCGCUAUCCCUGAGGGUCUCCCGGCUGUCAUCACCACUUGCCUUGCCCUUGGCACUCGCCGCAUGGCCAAGAAGAAUGCUAUUGUGAGGUCUUUGCCUUCUGUUGAGACUCUUGGUUGUACCUCUGUUAUCUGCUCAGACAAGACUGGCACACUCACCACCAACCAGAUGUCUGUCUCUCGCAUGUUCGUUAUGGAUAAGGUUGAGGGUAAUGACUGCUCUCUUCUGGAAUUCGAGAUCACUGGCUCCACCUACGAGCCCAUUGGUGAAAUAAGUCUCAAUGGUGCCAGAGUCGCAGGAUCAGAUUUUAUUGGAUUGCAAGAACUCUCGACCAUCUCAGUCAUGUGCAAUGAUUCCUCGGUGGACUUCAAUGAGUUCAAGAAUCAGUUUGAAAAGGUUGGAGAAGCAACAGAGACGGCACUCAUUGUCCUGGCUGAGAAAAUCAACCCAUUUAAUCAGUCCAAGUUUGGUGUUGAUCGACGCACUGCUGCUCUUGUAACAAAGCGCGACAUGGAGACCCGUUGGAAGAAGGAUUUCACUCUUGAGUUCUCACGUGAUCGCAAGUCCAUGUCAACGUAUUGCACUCCUCUCCAGUCUUCUAAUCUGGGCACAGGAUCCAAGAUGUUCUGCAAGGGAGCUCCUGAGGGUGUCGUGGACCGUUGUACUUUUGUACGUGUUGGAACACAGAAGGUUCCUCUCACUGCAGCUGUAAAAGAUAAGAUCAUGUCUGUCAUUCGCCAGUAUGGCAGCGGUCGGGAUACGCUCCGUUGCUUGGGUCUUGCCACCAUAGAUAAUCCCCCUAAGCCAGAGCAGAUGAACUUGACUGACUCAACUAAGUUCCAUUCAUAUGAAGUCAACAUGACCUUUGUUGGUGUGGUUGGAAUGCUGGAUCCUCCCCGAAAAGAAGUCUGUGAUUCUAUCAAGAGAUGCCGAGCAGCUGGCAUUCGUGUUAUUGUCAUCACCGGGGACAAUAAGGCCACUGCUGAGGCCAUUUGCCGUCGCAUUGGAGUGUUUGAGGAGGAUGAGGAUCUAACAGGUCUCUCUUACUCUGGUCGUGAAUUUGAUGAACUUAGUCCCAAGGAGCAAAGGGAAGCUUGCAAUCGUGCCCGACUGUUCUCUCGCGUUGAACCUUUCCACAAGUCAAAGAUUGUUGAAUACUUGCAGGCCGAAGGUGAGAUCUCUGCCAUGACUGGUGAUGGUGUGAAUGAUGCCCCUGCUCUGAAGAAGGCUGAGAUUGGUAUUGCCAUGGGUUCAGGCACUGCUGUGGCCAAGUCUGCUUCUGAGAUGGUGCUUGCUGAUGAUAACUUCUCUUCUAUUGUGGCUGCUGUUGAGGAAGGCCGUGCCAUCUACAACAACAUGAAGCAGUUCAUCCGUUACCUCAUUUCUUCCAACAUUGGUGAAGUGGUGUCCAUCUUCUUGACUGCUGCUCUUGGUCUCCCUGAAGCUCUCAUUCCUGUCCAGCUCUUGUGGGUCAACCUGGUUACUGAUGGUCCGCCUGCCACUGCACUAGGCUUCAACCCCCCUGACCUUGACAUCAUGGACAAGCCCCCUCGCAAGGCUGACGAGUCUCUCAUCUCUGGCUGGCUCUUCUUCCGCUACAUGGCCAUUGGAUGUUAUGUUGGUGCCGCCACAGUUUUUGCUGCCUCUUGGUGGUACAUGUAUGACCCCACUGGCCCUCAACUCAACUACUACCAGCUGGCUCACCAUCUGUCCUGUACAACAGAUUUGGAGAACUUUAAAGACAUAGACUGCACUGUCUUCAGCCACCCAGCUCCCAUGACCAUGGCCUUGUCUGUGUUGGUUACUAUCGAGAUGCUCAAUGCUCUAAACAGUGUGUCAGAGAACCAGUCUCUCUUGGUGAUGCCACCCUGGGUCAACAUCUGGCUCCUGCUGGCCAUGGCUCUCUCCAUGAUCCUGCAUUUCUUCAUUCUCUACAUCAACUUCCUUUCGACUGUGUUUAAUGUUAUGCCGCUCUCUGUGGCGCAAUGGAUUGCAGUGAUGGAUAUAUCCUUCCCUGUAAUUAUAUUGGAUGAAACCUUCAAGUUGUUUGCUCGCAAGUUUGCUGACGGUGAAAAUCCCCUAUACUCCUGCCACUGGAUUGUUUUGGCAUGGGGACUGUACUUUGCAUACAUUAAGCAAUACUUCUUGUAACGUAGGUAAUUCGUUAAUGGAAAAUUAGAUUGUCACAUUCUAUUUGGUGUGAGGGGUUGAUGAAAGGGAGACAGCUCGAGCUGACGAUGCACUUGUGGUGCUCUUUUGUAAGGGAGGGCUGUAAAGGGUCUACGAUAUACAUGGCUGUUGUGGCCGUAAAACCCUGCAGUCCCCUAGCUUCACCAGAAUGGCAGGUUAGGUUUGGCUGGGAGGGUUUUCAAGAUAUCUUGGAAGCAGAGAUUACAGUUCUCCCAUAACUUUUUCCUUGCAAGUCAGCUGCAGUCAGACUAUCAAUAUAACUAUAACUGAAGUCUAGAUAAUGGAUUCCAAACAACUGUUUAGGUAGAACUCCUUUGAAUAUUUGAGAUUACAAGAUACUAAUUGUCAUGUUACUGAUUUUAUGGUUGGGGGCUGCAGUGUCUUUGAAGGCUGUAGUUUUUUCCAGGGACUGUCUGGAGCAGGAUAAAAUUGAGGGAAAGCAGCGAUUCCUCCAGUGGAUUUUUUCGCGUGGAUUACUGUACUGAUAACUGAACUAACUAGGAGACCAUGUCAGUCAAAAUGCGCAAUGGGUCAUGUUCCUCAAACUGAGUCUGAUGUUUUCACCUGUACAGUGUUGUGUGGCUUUCUUUCGCCCAAGACAACAGGCUUGGAUAGACUAAAGGGGUCUUUAACUUACCACCAUUCGAAAGAUGUGCAUGAAUGUAUGUGUGCAGGUAAUGUAUCAUAUUUUAAGUUGAAUGUAUAUUUUUAUCAGUUAGAAAAUAAAUUUUGUUGGGGGGUGGGGGGAGAAAUGUGUCUUCAUAGUGUAUCUACAGAAAAGUACUUUUUCUAAUAAAACAUGUAAGUUUUAAGGGAAAAAUAGCAACAGUACAGAGUGGGCAAUAUUUAGCUAGCAUUAGCUAGAACUUACUAAACUGAUUUAGGUGGUAGUGGUGACAGUGCUAGGUGAGUAUUGGCCUCUGUGGAUUUUUGUUUUUAGUGAACUCAAUUAUCAUGGCACAUAGUGUCUUUCCAGUAUAUUUUAAGGGAACGCUGGGAGCAAUCUUGUGAUGCGGGUUGUGUCAUUAUUAUUUUUGUUGAGAUUUGUAGAUUUUUUGGGGGUGAGAAUUUUUUUGACAUGAUUAUUUUUUCCAACUCGAUAUGCCAAAGUCAUUAGCAUAUUUCCAUCACAUAGGUGCAAAAAAUUACUUUUAGCCAGGAGAACAUAGAAUAUGUUAAUGAGGAUCAUAGGAAGACCUUUGAUAUUAUUUUCAUUAUGAUUAUUAUUUGCCUUUUGAGAUUAUGUUACUUUUGUAAAGAAUAUCUCUGCCUCUCUUCUCAGAAUCAUUACUGACUACUAGUUCAAACACAUGUAUAUUGCUCUGUCAUUUUGUAGGGUUCAGAGUAAACUUUCCUUUUUCAAAUGGCAUAUAUUUCUAAAUAUUUAUUUCAGAAUAUUUUGACCAAUUUUUUAAGUUGAUAAGGAACGUAUUAGGACUUUAUAUGUUCUAUUGAGUCUUAUAUUUUCAUAAAAGUAGACGUUAUUGCUACAGGACUGAGAGUGAGAGCUUGACUGUGUACACACAACUUGAUUGAUGAUAGAAAGGUGCUGAGGAACUUUCAUCCAAUGGGAGAUAAAGGCUUUAGUUUUUGUAGUUACAAUCACACGAGUAAGUCAAUAAAGAAAGGAAAAGCACAGAAGUGUCACUGGAGAUCAAAAUGUCACGGACGUACGACCUCCUUGUAGUGAAUUUUUACCUGCAUCAGCAGAAGUAAUAUUGUACCAAUUUUUUUAUAUAUAUAUAUAUAUAUAUAUAUAUAUAUAUAUAUAUAUAUAUAUAUACAUAUAAUUUUCUUUUUAUUGCUCAUUACUCAUGAUGUUGAAUAACCUAACUGGAAUAGUAUCUGAUAAAAACACAUGAGAUGAAUGAUACAAAGACAAACAAGCAGUUUGACACUAUGAAAGCAGAUUGAACAAUAUUGAAAAGAGCAUCACAUCCAGAAGGAAUUGUGUGUGUGCCAAUAGCAAUGUGUGAAGAAUUUCUCCAAAGGACGUGCAAUUAUCUUGGAAAAGGAAGGAGCGUGCGGCAGAACGACACAAGGAGAAGGAAUUGAAUGGCAGGAUUUUAUUUAUUAUUGGCCCUUCGUAUCAGUGUUGAAGUUGUACUUUCUCAAUGUUCCAAGCUUUUCAUAUCAUAGAGACAGUCACUGGGAGGCUCACUGUAUAAGUAUUUACUCUUGAUGGAAUGCAAGUUCUCCGUGUGCAAUAACUAAUGCACAAAACUAAAUGAAAAAAUUAUAAUGAAAAAAAAAGGGUGUAUGAUGAAAGAAGAAUGAGUGAAUCUCAUUUCUUUUCUAUAACCAUUACUCAUUAUUUUUUGUCAAUGACUAUUAUGAUGACAAUGAUAGUAAUAAUAAUGAUAAAGAUAAUGUUAAGUGUUUAUUAUUAUUAAUACUAAUGUUGUUGUAAUAUAAUCUCUAAUUAAAAGUUUUUUUCCUAAUUAAUAUUUUUUUGUUACUACAGUAUUUCUCUAGACAGAAGAAAACAUGAAUUGCCUGCUUGUAAAUAAAGCAUUUUAUUGUAAAUUUACA